Striga asiatica is the source of this 408-nucleotide messenger RNA. Lineage: Eukaryota; Viridiplantae; Streptophyta; Magnoliopsida; Lamiales; Orobanchaceae. The record is from the annotation of a GenBank genome assembly.
AUGGCUCGCAGAGAGCAAUUCGAAGGGAAUCCAAAUCAAAAUAAAGUAUCAAACAGAGACGUGCCCACACUUGGGCUCACCAACCCAGUUGUUUCCAUUUCAGCAAGUUUAUCUGGCGAAAGUUUAGCUAGCCAAGUCAAGGCUUUCCUUGUCUCAGAGUUGAUCAAGGUGUGGUGUUCCUUUAACACACCAGUAAAAAAGGAUAUAUUUUCUUCCAGGGCACCAGAGGAUCCUUUGGUACGAAAUCCAGGUAGGUAUGUAAUAGAUCCUUUAAAAUCCCAGGAUUCUUCAGGAACAUCACAACUCUGGUAUGACGGAUCACUAUUCAUGCUACAAAACCACACUGUGGAAGCAUUGGCGACAACUCCAUUUGCUAGCUUCCGCCACUUGCUACAAGCAUCACACUGA